UUUUCAUUGCUGCGACGAAAAGCUUUCUCAACAACGUCAUGCUCUAUUCGUCGUCAACAACUUCAACACUGGCAAGAGCUCGAAAGAAACAACGCGAGGAUGCUUCGCGUGGUUGAACGUCGCAUGGUCGAACGGUCUCAAGUCCAGUCUCAACUCUCGGAAGAUCUCUCCUCACCGGACGAUAUACCGCGUCUUCGCCAGCUCAAAGAUACAGAGAUACUUAAAUCUGCUUGGGAAGAAUGGAAUGCGAAUAAAAAGGUCUUCAACUUUAACUACGUACGAGGAAGUCUCAUUUUUCCACAUCUCAUUUCAGUAGCUUGUGGAGGAACUCACUCCGUUUCUGCAAGAUCCCGACGAGACCAUGCGCAAACUCGCAGAGGAGGAUAACAUUCGUAUAUCUGAAUCACUCGCUCGCAUUCUCUCUGAAACUUUCCCGUCUCUUCUUGUCCCGCGUUCUUCCGCUGCAGACCUCCCAGGGGCACUGCUUGAGCUAAAAUCCGGAGUGGGUGGAAUAGAAAGCUCAUUAUUUCUCGCAACUCUUCUGAGGAUGUACGAGAGAUUUGCGUCGUUGAACAAAUGGAAAGUUAAUUCUCUGUCUCACAAUACCAAUGACGGAGGAGGAAUCAAGGACGUAAUACUCGAGGUUAAAGGUGAAGGUGCCUAUGAUACAUUGAGAUGGGAGAGUGGUGUCCAUCGAGUACAACGAGUUCCUGUAACUGAAUCGGGUGGAAGAGUUCACACAAGUACGGUUUCUGCCAUUGUCCUCCCACUUUUGGACGAGGGAGACGUUCGAAAAGAGCAACUAUAUUCUAUGGACGAGGUCAAGUUGGAAGUCAUGCGAGCCCGUGGUGCUGGUGGCCAACACGUUAACAAAACCGAGUCAGCAAUUCGUCUCACACAUAUACCAACGGGAAUAACUGUAUCUAUGCAAGACGAACGGAGCCAGCAUCAAAAUAAGCGACGUGCCUUCCAAGUGCUCUCCGCUAGGCUGAUGGACCAAAAAAUAACUCGUGAGAUCGCUGAACGUCGGGCUGCUCGGAACAGUCUCGUCAAGAGCGCAGAUCGUAGUGAGAAAAUCAGGACAUACAACUAUGCGCAGGAACGUGUAACAGACCACCGCAUAGGCCUAAGCAUUAUGAAUCUAAGCUCUGUCCUUGAUGGGGACGCCUUAUUAGACAUUACGAACGCGUUGAAACAGGAUCAUGCGCAAAGAGUUAUGGAAGAAAUGUUAGCGGGAGAGGGUGAUGCAACAGAUCUAUAAAUAUAUUAGGCCAUAAGGCUUCACUAGAUAUACAUUCCACCUUCGCC
Messenger RNA from Marasmius oreades (fairy-ring Marasmius), 1308 nucleotides. RefSeq lists its product as uncharacterized. The coding region runs from base 362 to 1261 and encodes 299 amino acids. The transcript is spliced from 6 exons. NCBI's taxonomy places the organism in Eukaryota, Fungi, Basidiomycota, Agaricomycetes, Agaricales, Marasmiaceae. The record is from RefSeq and is a predicted model, not a curated record. Gene Ontology annotation, biological process: translational termination. Gene Ontology annotation, molecular function: translation release factor activity.